AUGCAAUGUUCAGUCACAUUUCUAUUAUGUUUCUUCACGACAUGUGUCUUGACAACAUUAUCAUCACCAAACUUUUUGGGUGUUUCUGAUGAACAACUUAUACCCCAUUAUGAAGGAUUCUUAUCCAAAUAUGAGAAAAAGUAUACAAAUCAUUCUGAAGAAUAUUGGAAACGUUUCCAUAAUUUUAAGCAAAGUUUAGUAAAGUCAAGUUAUUUAAAUAAAAAACAUUACAAUGAUACCAGCGCAGUAUAUGGUGUGACUAAAUUUUCUGAUUUAUCACCUGAAGAAUUCAAAAGAAUCUAUUUAGAAGAUUUAAGAAGUCCUUUUCUAUUUAAACGAGUCAAACAAACAACACCUAUUGAAUUAAUACGUCAACUAAAAGUACCACAAAAAGUUGAUUGGAGAGAGAAAGGUAUAAUAUCUGAUGUUAAAAAUCAAAAGUCUUGUGGAGCAUGUUGGGCUUUCAGUUCUGUGGAGACAGUAGAGAGUAUGGUUGCUAAGGAAACAGGAGUUGCUGUUCCUGAUUUAUCAGUACAGGAAGUUAUAGAUUGUUCUAGUGAUAAUGAUGGUUGCGGAGGUGGUGAUACAUGUUCUGCUUUAAACUGGUUGCAGAUAGGUGCACGUUUAGUUUCUGAUGAUGCCUAUCCAUUAAAAGAUAAAUCAGAAGUAUGUCAAGUAUUAAGUGAGGAAGGUCAACCAAUGAUACAAGUUUCCAAUUAUACUUGUUUAGGUUUAGUGAGUCGUGAAGAUGAAAUGGUUCAAUUAUUAGCUGAUGUUGGACCACUAACAGUAACAGUAGAUGCUACAACUUGGAAUAACUAUAUUGGUGGUAUUAUACAGUUUCAUUGUUCAGAUUUUAAUAAUCACGCUGUACAAAUAGUAGGUUAUGACUUAACAGGUCCUGUUCCUUUAUAUAUUGUCCGAAAUUCCUGGGGAUCAGAUUUUGGUAUAGAUGGUUAUCUUCAUGUUAAAAUUGGUGAUAAUUUAUGUGGAAUUGCAAAAAGGGUUUCUACAGUUCAUGUGAAAGCGUAG
Lottia gigantea (owl limpet) is the source of this 1032-nucleotide messenger RNA. RefSeq lists its product as hypothetical. Gene Ontology annotation, cellular component: lysosome. Bases 1 to 1032 code for a protein of 343 amino acids. Gene Ontology annotation, molecular function: cysteine-type endopeptidase activity. The record is from RefSeq and is a predicted model, not a curated record. The transcript has 9 exons. NCBI's taxonomy places the organism in Eukaryota, Metazoa, Mollusca, Gastropoda, Lottiidae.